CGUUACGAUCACCGGCCCCCUUCACCAAAACAACCAUCAUUAUCUUUUCCGCAUUUCAUAACAGACAGUCGAACAGGGAGUUCUCUGGGCGCACUACCCGGCGCCAUUUUCGGUUGUUUACACGCGCAUUUUCAGGCCGUUUGUUCAUUUCGGGGACUCGGGAGCCAAUAUACAUCACAUGGGGCUACAUGGCAUGGCGAAGGGAUCAAGCAGGGGGCAAACGGGUUACAUCGUGCUGACUUUGGGUGGAUGUGCAUCAGGCAGGUGGUUUCUUGCGAUUUCGAGGUUCUCUGUUCCAUCUCAUCGGUUCCACUCUUCACACGCGCGCACAUAUCGUUUUCUUUCCGUUGCUUCUCGGGAUCACUAUAGAGUCUGGCUGGCCGGGGGGAGUAGUUGGCCCGGGACUGGGUGGCGUCACUGCGUUUUAGUUUUACAGGCAGACAGACAGCAUCGGUUAGACAUCAUCAGCGACUUUUGCGCCAGCUUUUUAUAUUCCUUUUCCCUCUUCUUUUUUUCUUCUUUUAUAGUCCGGAGUUCCGUAGAUGUAAUGGUCGCGUUGGGGUAAUAUUACAGACCAAGAAACAUCUCUAUCAUUCUCUCAAACAAACAAACCCGCUACUCUAAUGCGGUACCUA
Chaetomium fimeti is the source of this 635-nucleotide messenger RNA. RefSeq lists its product as uncharacterized. Lineage: Eukaryota; Fungi; Ascomycota; Sordariomycetes; Sordariales; Chaetomiaceae. The transcript has a single exon. The coding region runs from base 179 to 565 and encodes 128 amino acids. The record is from RefSeq and is a predicted model, not a curated record.